Messenger RNA from Leptosia nina, 846 nucleotides. The record is from the annotation of a GenBank genome assembly. NCBI's taxonomy places the organism in Eukaryota, Metazoa, Arthropoda, Insecta, Lepidoptera, Pieridae.
AUGGCAUCAGUUUUACUUCCGGAAGUUUCGGCGCCUGGUUUUUCUUUCGAAAACUGCCAGCGAAAUGCCUUCCUCGAACAUAAAGGAUUCCCUGCACCGAAAGCCACAAAAACGGGAACAACAAUUGUUGGAAUAAUUUAUGCAGAUGGAGUUAUUCUAGGCGCAGAUACUCGAGCUACAGAGAAUACUGUAGUGUCUGAUAAAAACUGCCAAAAAAUUCACUAUUUAGCAGCUAACAUGUACUGCUGUGGAGCUGGAACUGCAGCUGAUACAGAGAUGACAACUCAAACAGUAGCUUCUCAGUUAGAGCUGCAACGCUUGCACACUGGCCGUACAGUACCAGUAGAGACAGCAUCUACACUUUUAAAACGCAUGCUGUUCCGCUACCAGGGUCAUAUUGGAGCUGCUCUAGUGCUUGGUGGUGUUGAUCGUUCAGGACCACAUAUCUAUUGCAUUUAUCCUCAUGGUUCAGUUGACAAACUACCAUAUGCCACUAUGGGUUCUGGAUCUUUAGCUGCAAUGGCUGUAUUUGAAUCACGUUGGAAACCCAACAUGACUGAGGAAGAAGGAAAGAAGCUUGUAAGAGAUGCUAUAGCUGCUGGAAUUUUCAAUGAUUUAGGAUCAGGUUCGAAUGUUGACCUGUGUGUCAUUCGCAAUUCAGGUCCAGCUCAAUAUCUUAGAACGUAUGAAGAGGCCAACGUUAAGGGCAAAAAGCAAGGAUCAUACAGAUAUACCCCAGGUACAACAGCUGUAUUGAAAACAAAGGUGAUACCACUGGAAGUUGAAUCAGUGUCUGUUCAACAAGUUCAACCAAUGGAAGUGGAGCCCUCUCCCAGCCGUCGCUAA